AUGGAGGGAGGACGCUGUCAUAGAUUGGGAGGGAGUGGGAGGAGAAUGUUUCUACUGCUCUCAAACCAAAUUUCACGCACCAUCGUCAACCCCCGAGACGCCAUACUCCAAAUUCUGCUUGAUACAUUCAUCAUUCUGUCCGGUCUCGCAUUUCUGGCAAACGCUGAGUGUAUCACGAGGAACGGCCCCAUGCAAAAUGGUCCUUGGCGAAUCGUGGACGCGAAUAUCCGUCCUUGCGCCUUCACCUUCUCUCUCUCCACUUCAUCUCCCUUCCAAGAGUGCCAAGUCAAAGCGAACAUUUUAUUGAUCGCCGGCUCCCACAUAAAUACUCUCUCAUCAUGCUCCUUCCUGGUGAUCUCCUUCAGCCUCCUUCAACGCGCUUUUCUACCAUCGAUUCACUCCCUUGAACAUACAAUGGCUGGUUCCAAUUCGUCUGAUUCGGCCUUUGAGCCCGUAUCCAAGCAGAGCCCAGCGCCAAAACGCAAGGUACCAUCUGAUUGUGUUAUCAAUGCCACAGACCCCUGCAAUCGCAAGCAAGUUACAUCUAAGCCGACUACGAGCAAACUUGCCGCUACCAAAGAAGCGGCCACAACCGAGAAAUCCACGGCUCCAGAGCCAUACAAAAUAAAAGCCCUCACGAGAAAGCCUUCCACCGGCAAGAAAUCGACCUCGCCUUCUAAGUCUACCGUUGAAAAGGGAUCAGCUGUCAACAACCCAAAGUCAAUCUCCCCUGACCCCAAGAAACGAUCCCUGUCUCCUGAGACUUCCCACUUGGAGAAUCUAAGCAAGAAAAAAGCUCGCGUAUCUCCAAGCACGGCCAGCAAGAAGGAGAUGCUAGAGGCCUCAGGCACCUCUAGCACGAAGACGCCAGGGGCCCCAAGCAGCUCCGGCAAGAAGGAUUCGCCGGAAGCUCCAACUACUCCUCUAAAUGGCGAGAAGGCUGAGAAGGAAGAGAAAUACCCAAGUCCUCCCCACCUUCCUGCUACUGUACACGACAAGAACACCUGGCAAGGCUUCUGUGAGAUUGAGUCUGAUCCAGUCUUUUUCUCCGCCAUGAUUCGAGAAAUGGGCGUGAAUGGCGUUUGCGUUCGCGAGUCCUACGCAGCCACUCCAGAUGCCAUCAUGGAUAUGCCUCAGCCAGUCUACGGCAUUAUUCUCCUCUUUCGUUUCCGUCCCGUUGACGCUGAGAACGAAGAAGCGGAUUGCCCUGAGAAUGUCUGGUUUGCCAACCAAUUGCCUGCCCAAAAUAGUUGCGCUACUCUUGCCAUACUUAACAUCCUCCUGAACCUCAAAGGCGUCGACAUCGGCGAUCACCUUCAGCAGUUCAAGGAGUAUUCGCAGGGCUUAACGCCAUACCAGCGCGGCCAGGCUCUCUCUAGCUUCGAAUUCGUAAAGCGAAUCCACAAUUCAUUCGCCAAAAAGCAGGAUAUGCUACAAGAAGAUCAGCGAUUGGCCUUAAAGGUCGCCAAAACCCAAAAAUCUCGCCGUAUGUGGCGAGAGGAUCGCCGCAAAUCAACUGAUUCCGCAGAGAGUAUCGAGGACAACGCCAACCAUUUCAUAGCCUUUCUUCCUAUCGACGGCGAGGUUUGGAAAUUGGACGGCAUGGAUGCGCAGCCAACGUCCAUUGGUAAGUUCAAGGACGAGUACGACUGGAUCAGCAUCGUUGCCGGCAAGAUUGGUGCGGUCAUGCAGGCCGCAGGUGACAACGACUAUAAUGUUAUGGCCCUGACUCAGUCUCCCCUCGUUGGCCUUCGAAAGGAUAUGCGCACCAACAUUGCCAUUUACAAAGCCGUAGAGGCGCGGCUCGACUCAAUCGAUAAGGACUGGUCCGCUUUUUGGAUCUCUAACGAGGAUAGAACCCUUCCCGAUGCAAUGACCAGCCCAGGCUUGCUCACUUCGCUCGGAACAUUCCAGGAUCAGCUCAGCGUGGCUAUGGUUCCAGACUACGUCCAGAAAAGGAUUGAUGGUGAGGAUUUGUCGCAUCUGGUCCGUCGACGAGAUGGGUUGCUGCAAGAGCAGUCGAAGCUGCAAGAGAGUAUAAUGAAUGAGAUGACAGUUGAGGCUGAAGAGGAUGCUAAGGCUAACGAGAGGCGAUGGGAUUACGGCCCGGUCAUCUCUCUCUGGCUUCAGAAGUUGGCGGCAAAUGGAUACCUUGAGGCAAAUCUGGAUAGAUUCACUAACUUGGUAACCCUGGAUAACAAUGAUGGGACACCCUUGAAAUCUUUCAAAUACGGCGUCUGGUUGAUAACAUAUCCUUGGCUACUACGCAACAUACGAAGAAGAUCAGUUGCCCAUUUCAGCAAUGUACCCUGCUCAUUAUUAAGCAAGCAAGCCCUCCCAAUUCUCCAUAUUGACAUAUUCUUCCUAACCUCUCAACUUCUCUCCCUGGGGUAG
This is a messenger RNA of Lindgomyces ingoldianus, 2394 nucleotides long. RefSeq names its product cysteine proteinase. Gene Ontology annotation, biological process: ubiquitin-dependent protein catabolic process; protein deubiquitination. The record is from RefSeq and is a predicted model, not a curated record. Lineage: Eukaryota; Fungi; Ascomycota; Dothideomycetes; Pleosporales; Lindgomycetaceae. Gene Ontology annotation, cellular component: cytoplasm. The transcript has 7 exons. Gene Ontology annotation, molecular function: cysteine-type deubiquitinase activity. The coding region runs from base 1 to 2394 and encodes 797 amino acids.